This is a messenger RNA of Malania oleifera, 2787 nucleotides long. Its product is annotated as NADPH--cytochrome P450 reductase-like. The record is from RefSeq and is a predicted model, not a curated record. The transcript has 18 exons. The coding region runs from base 217 to 2346 and encodes 709 amino acids. Gene Ontology annotation, cellular component: cytosol. Gene Ontology annotation, molecular function: FMN binding; flavin adenine dinucleotide binding; NADPH-hemoprotein reductase activity. Lineage: Eukaryota; Viridiplantae; Streptophyta; Magnoliopsida; Santalales; Ximeniaceae.
UCCCCCCUCUCUCCCUCUCUGUCUGUAUCAGAGAGUCUCUCCUACCUCCCCAACACCAACUCCUUCAGGAAGAGACUCUCUGCCCUUCUCCCCAUUUCCCCCUGUUUCUACCCACUGUAUCUGUUGCUUCUUUCUCUUCUGUUUCUUGGCUCACUGACUUCCGCGUCUCGCCGGUCUGUCAACGGGUUCCGGUCAGUUUGGAUCCGACCUUUAACCAUGCAAUCGGGCUCAGUGAAGGUGUCGCCUCUGGAUCUGAUGUCGGCUAUUCUCACGGGCGGUGGCGCAGCGGAGCAGUCCAACGUGUCCGCGGAUUCCGGCGAGGCGUCGCCGGUGACGAUGAUCAUGGAGAACCGUGAGCUACUGAUGGUGCUGACGACGUCGUUCGCGGUGCUGAUCGGCUGCGUCUUCGUGUACUUGUGGAGGCGAUCGAGCGCCCAGAAGGGUUCGAAGGUCGCGGAGCUUCCAAAGAGGCCAUUGAUCGUGAAGCAACCAGAGACGGACGCUGAUGAGGGAAAGAAGAAGGUUACCAUCUUCUUUGGGACGCAGACUGGCACAGCCGAAGGCUUCGCAAAGGCGCUAGCUGAGGAAGCGAAAGCACGCUAUGAUAAGGCCGUGUUUAAAGUGGUUGAUUUGGAUGAUUAUGCAGCCGAUGAUGAUGAAUAUGAGGAGAAGUUCAAGAAAGAGACUCUAUCUUUUUUCUUUUUGGCCACAUACGGAGAUGGCGAGCCAACAGAUAAUGCAGCGAGGUUCUAUAAAUGGUUUACAGAGGGAAAAGAAAGAGGGGAAUGGCUACAGAACCUUCAAUAUGGAGUGUUUGGCCUAGGCAACCGGCAAUAUGAACAUUUCAACAAGAUUGCGAAUGUGGUGGAUGAGAUUCUUUGUGAGCAAGGUGGAAGGCGCAUUGUGCCUGUGGGUCUUGGGGAUGAUGAUCAAUGCAUUGAAGAUGACUUCACUGCAUGGCGUGAGUUAGUGUGGCCAGAGUUGGAUAAUCUGCUUCGUGAUGAGGAUGAUGCAGCUGUUUCUACUCCUUACACUGCUGCCAUACUAGAGUAUCGAGUUGUAUUUCAUGAUUCUGCUGAUGCAUUCCUGCAGGAGAAGGGCUCUAGUUAUGCAAAUGGUCAUGCUGUUCAUGAUGCUCAACAUCCGUGCAGAGCUAAUGUGGCUGUGAAGAAAGAACUACAUACUCCUGCAUCUGAUCGUUCUUGCACCCAUCUGGAGUUGGACAUUUCUGGCACUGGACUUGUAUAUGAAACAGGAGAUCAUGUUGGCGUGUACUGUGACAAUCUCAUUGAAACUGUAGAAGAGGCUGAAAGGUUACUAGGUUUGUCACCGGACACCUUUUUUUCAAUCCAUGCUGAUAAAGAGGACGGCACACCCCUUGGAGGUUCCUUGCUGCCUCCUUUCCCACCUUGCACAUUGAGAACUGCACUGACUCGAUAUGCAGAUCUUUUGAGCUCUCCCAAAAAGGCUGCUCUACUUGCUUUAGCAGCUCAUGCUUCCGAUCCAAGUGAAGGUGAAAGGUUGAGACAUAUUGCGUCCCCUGCUGGGAAGGAUGAAUAUGCACAAUGGGUGGUUGCUAGUCAGAGAAGCCUUCUUGAGGUCAUGGCUGAAUUCCCAUCAGUAAAGCCUCCACUUGGUGUUUUCUUUGCGGCGGUUGCCCCACGCUUACAGCCCAGAUACUAUUCUAUCUCAUCCUCCCCAAGGAUGGCACCAUCUAGAAUUCAUGUUACUUGUGCAUUGGUUUAUGAUAAAACACCAACUGGACGGAUUCACCGGGGAGUGUGCUCAACUUGGAUGAAGAAUGCCAUACCUCUGGAAGAUAGCCAUGAUUGUAGCUGGGCACCUAUUUUUGUUCGGCAAUCUAACUUUAAACUUCCUGCAAACACUAGGGUGCCUGUUAUUAUGAUUGGUCCUGGCACUGGAUUGGCUCCUUUCAGGGGUUUCCUGCAGGAAAGAUUAGCUCUGAAGGAAGCUGGAGCUGAACUGGGACCAGCCAUAUUAUUCUUUGGAUGCAGAAACCGCAGGAUGGAUUACAUUUAUGAGGAUGAGCUGGCCAACUUUGAAAAAAAUGGUGCGCUUACAGAGCUGAUUGUGGCUUUCUCACGGGAAGGACCCAACAAAGAAUAUGUCCAGCAUAAGCUGAUAGAAAAGGGCUCAGAUGUUUGGAACAUAAUUUCUGAGGGAGGUUAUAUUUAUGUAUGCGGUGAUGCCAAGGGCAUGGCCAAGGAUGUCCACCGAACUCUCCACACUAUUGUGCAGGAGCAGGGAUCCCUAGACAGCUCAAAGACCGAGAGCCUGGUGAAGAAUUUGCAAAUGAGCGGAAGGUAUCUGCGGGAUGUAUGGUGAGUUUUGGUGAAGUCGCCUUGGGUCCGGUCAGGAUGUGAUAUCAACAUAUAAACCAUAUGCAAAAGAAGGGUGCAGCUUGUGGGGAUAACGAGCUCAGGCUGAAAAUUAAGCUACAUGCUCGAGAGGAGGGGAGGUUGUGUUGCAUUGCCAUCCCUACAAUGCUUGUGUUGUCAUUAGAGUUGGGAGAUUAUGAUUCUUUUUCACUCUUCCUAGAGCUUGAAGGAUAUUUUUUUGCGUAAUGUGAUUUAUACAUAUACAUAAUAUGUACAAGCUACUGAAAUAAUAAUUAUUUGUAAUAAUUAGUAAGGAAUUAUUUUAUGGGGUCUCUAGUUUCACUUGUAUUAUGAGCCAACAAGAAGUUUCAAGUGACAUGUUUGUAUGCAGACGUUCACCCUGUAUUUCAAGGGUAAACUUAAGAAGUAUUUGGGAGCAUUGAUUUUU